This is a messenger RNA of Coccomyxa subellipsoidea C-169, 731 nucleotides long. RefSeq lists its product as hypothetical. The transcript has a single exon. Lineage: Eukaryota; Viridiplantae; Chlorophyta; Trebouxiophyceae; Coccomyxaceae. The record is from RefSeq and is a predicted model, not a curated record. The coding region runs from base 122 to 313 and encodes 63 amino acids.
GCCUUCUUGAAUUUGCCACCAUUCUGUGCCGAUCCGUUCACUCUAAAGUGCAAGAUUGCCUGCUGCAGAAAAAAAAACACCUUUCCUCUCGAAACUCUUUCUCACGGCCACAAUCAAGCACAUGAGACCUGAUGCGUCUGAUCUGCCUCCACUCCUAUCACCUGGGCUGCUGGUGCCCCUAGACCCUGUUCUUUCAAGAAGAAAUGGGGACUACUUAUUCCUGAGACCUUGCCAGGACACUCUAGUGGCCACGUUUGCUGCUCCCGUCUUCCAGUCUGUCCUCCUGUCUGACAUUUCCAUUGGGGAAUUGUAAGAAAAACCAAAGUGUACCGACUGAGAGAUCUGCUGCCUAAAGCCCUCAAACACCCUGAUGCUUAAAUCUGUUCAUCUAAAUUUAAUCUGGACAUUUAUUGAUCCAGCCAGGCAUACCACUGGGACCCCUACAAGAAUCCUGGGCCCUCUCCUUGGGCCCUCUCCUUGCUACAAUACGCGGUACAUGAAACCUGAUGCCUUCUUUCUGAUAACCCCUCCUAAGGCAGUCCCAUAGUAACCUGCAGCUCCUUCCUUCCUCCUCUUGCUGCUUUCGCCUCUAUACCUCCUUCAACCCGCAGCAUCCAAUCCUCCACAACACUCUGAUCAUACAGGAGCCAACACUGCUCCCAACACUUGGAGAAGCCAAACCAGUUCACCCCAGCAUCUUCCGGUAAGAUUUUGCUCUCUAGAGUGUCAUU